Molecule: messenger RNA, 3008 nt
Organism: Mustela erminea (ermine)
Lineage: Eukaryota; Metazoa; Chordata; Mammalia; Carnivora; Mustelidae
Gene: G6PC1
Product: glucose-6-phosphatase catalytic subunit
Exons: 5
Coding region: 221-1294 (357 amino acids)
Biological process (GO): glucose 6-phosphate metabolic process; gluconeogenesis
Cellular component (GO): membrane
Molecular function (GO): glucose-6-phosphatase activity
Source: RefSeq, a predicted model, not a curated record
GACAUGUUUGCAUCAACCUACCGGUGAUGCACCUUUGAUCAAUAGAUUUUAGACAAAAGUGGUUUUUGAGUCCAAAGAUCAGGGCUGGGUUGACCUGCAGGGCAGAUCCAGGGUGUAUAAAAACAGGGGCAAGGCGCGGGCUGAUAGAAGAGCAAUCACCACCAAUCCGUCAUCGCAGCCAGGGCUCAGCUGAAGGCUGCCCGAGGCGUCAGGAGUGAGGAUGGAGCAAGGAAUGAAUGCCCUUCAUGACUUUGGGAUCCAGUCAACGCACUACCUCCAGGUGAAUUACCAAGACUCUCAGGAUUGGUUCAUCUUGGUGUCCAUGAUCGCAGACCUCAGGAAUGCCUUCUAUGUCCUCUUCCCCAUCUGGUUCCAUCUCCGUGAAGCUGUAGGCAUCAAGCUCCUCUGGGUAGCGGUGAUUGGAGACUGGCUCAACCUCGUCUUUAAGUGGAUUCUGUUUGGACAGCGUCCAUACUGGUGGGUCAUGGACACAGAUUACUACCGCAACACCUCUGUGCCGCUGAUAAAGCAGUUUCCAGUCACCUGCGAGACUGGACCAGGGAGUCCCUCUGGUCAUGCCAUGGGCACAGCGGGUGUAUACUAUGUGAUGGUCACAUCCACCCUCGCUAUCUUCCGGGGGAAGAAAAAACCAACCUACAGAUUUCGGUGCUUGAACGUCGCUUUGUGGUUGGGAUUCUGGGCCGUGCAGCUGAACGUCUGUCUGUCCCGGAUCUACCUCGCCGCUCAUUUUCCCCAUCAGGUUGUUGCCGGAGUCCUGUCAGGCAUUGCUGUGGCUGAAACUUUCCGCCACAUCCAGAGCAUCUACAACGCCAGCCUCAAGAAGUACUUCCUCGUCACCUUCUUCUUGUUCGGCUUUGCCAUUGGAUUUUACCUGCUACUCAAGGGGCUCGGCGUAGACCUCCUGUGGACGCUAGAGAAAGCCAAGAGAUGGUGCCAGCGGCCGGAAUGGGUCCACAUUGACACCACGCCCUUCGCCAGCCUCCUCAAGAACGUGGGGACCCUCUUCGGCCUGGGGCUGGCUCUCAACUCCAGCAUGUACAGGGAGAGCUGCAAGGGAAAGCUCAGCAAAUGGCUCCCAUUCCGCCUCUGCUGCAUCGUGGCCUCUCUUGUUCUCCUGCACCUCUUUGACUCUCUGAAGCCCCCGUCCCAAGUGGAGCUGAUCUUCUACGUCCUGUCCUUCUGCAAGAGUGCGGCCGUGCCCCUGGCAUCUGUCAGCCUCAUCCCUUACUGCCUUGCCCGGGUCCUGGGCCAGCCGGACAAGAAGUCUUUGUAAGGGCCUCGGAGCCUGCAGAGUUCAAGUUCAACUACCUACCGACCAAGCCAACCCCUGAGGGAGGCUAGGGUCUUCUGCCAGCCCAGAGGCCAGAGGUGCUGGAGUCUGCCCGGCGACCCCUCCCUCCUUUGCAAUUCUAAUUGUAUUGGGUGGGGUUUUUUUGGAAAGCAAAUAAGGCCAGUUGAGAAAGCCUUAUCUGUUAGGAGUUGGGUCCUUCUGGAUUUUUCCCUGAAGACUUACUUGCUCUUCUUUGAAAUAACACGAAAGUGAGACUUGCAGGUAGGGCCUGCUCGCCACCCAGGCUGGGGAUCUCAACUGAGAAUUUUCUACCUGUCCCCAUCCUUACACAGAAAAGGGAAAGGAGAAAGGAGCAGUGGACUUGACAGAGAAAGAAGAAUGAUGGGUUAAGGAAGACUUUUUCAUAUCCUGCACAUCUUGUAAAUUAUGUUAUACAAUAUCUAAAUGGCUUUGAUUAUAUUUGAGUCUUUAGAUAAGGCACUCUUAAUAGUGGGGGACCAACUUAGAGUAUAAUUAAUGGGUAAUUAGUGGGGUGAUUCUGCUUCUUAUAUUUUUCUGUUAUAUAUCCAAGGUCUUUGCAUUUACCGGGAUUCCUGAAUGGCCGCAGUAACCUUGAUUUGUACUGGGUCAGAGCAUUCAGAUAUAAUCAAUUUCUCCUCUAUCACCCUAGAUCUCCCUCCUUGUUAGCCCUGCUCUGCUUUCCCUAGAAUUUUCCACUGGCUCCACAUCCUGUCGGAUACAGAGAUGCCUAAAAGCAGCUCUGGGGCAGUGCUUGUGUAUGGUUUAGUUAAACUCUGAAAUCUUGGACAAAAAAGCGAGGAGAAGGCAGGAGAAGCAAGGAAUCCUCUCCCCAGAAGGUCACUCCAAUGUUACUUUUGAUUCCUACAGGGUAAAUAUGACUCCUUUCUCUAUCCCAAGACAACCAAAAGCACAUUCUUAGAGGAAAAGCCAGCUUUCCUUUGCCUGUUCUUAAGUCUCAGCUGAUUCGCAGAAUAUGUCUUAAAAAGAAUGUUUAAGCCUAUUUAUUUGAGAGUCCUUGUUUUUACUACUAAUUAUACAGCUCACCAUAUAUUACCAUUCACACCAGCCAUCCUGGUCAUAACAUCUUUGAAAAGGAAAAUAUAUAUGUGCAGUAUUUUAUUAAAACAACAUUUUAUUUAAGAACGAAGUCUUGCUGAUUACUGUAUUUUAGAUGCAAUUCGAUCUGAAGGUUCUAAUUCUGGCUCGGCUAAAUUUCUAGCUCUUUUUCUAUUUCCCUAAACAAAUCAUUUAGUCUCUGUGUACCUAUAUUUUCCCUUCGGAGAAAGAGAGUCUGGGGCUGGCCAGGAGUGCCCGUGGAGCUGGGGGGCCUACAAAGUGUCCACGGGGGCACAGAUAGUGUGGAGGGCAUUGAGGCAGGCGCAAUAUCAUCGGCCAAGAUUGCACAUUAGUUACCAGACCACAACAGGUCAGCAUGAGUGGCUCAAAGGGAUCAAGCUGCAACUUAAAGACAAAUACACAGGAUCAUUAACCAAACCAAGCAAUCAGGGAAUGUAAGUCACAGCAGCAGAAAAAGACCAGGUAGACUCUGGAAUCCAGGAAGCUGGUAUCAGCAAGGUUUGGGGUUAUGGUUAAAGAAAGUCAAAACAGGGGCCCCUGGGUGUCUCAGUGGGUUAAAGCCUCUGCCUUCGGCUCAGGUCAUCAUCAGGGUCCUGGG